Molecule: messenger RNA, 6564 nt
Organism: Eutrema salsugineum
Lineage: Eukaryota; Viridiplantae; Streptophyta; Magnoliopsida; Brassicales; Brassicaceae
Product: anaphase-promoting complex subunit 1
Exons: 38
Coding region: 378-5837 (1819 amino acids)
Biological process (GO): protein K11-linked ubiquitination; metaphase/anaphase transition of mitotic cell cycle; anaphase-promoting complex-dependent catabolic process
Cellular component (GO): anaphase-promoting complex
Molecular function (GO): molecular adaptor activity
Source: RefSeq, a predicted model, not a curated record
UUUUUCCUUAAACCCGUAGUUCUAAUCUAGAUUUCCUUGCAUCCUGCACAGCAAGUGUUUGAUUAUAUUCCUCUAAGACCAGCACUCUUUCACUGGGCAAAAUCUUCCGAUUUUCGAUGAUUUUCCUGAGUUACCUCUCGUUGCUACUUUGACCUCUCUCUCUCUCUCUGCUGUUCAGUUCAGAGAAGUCGUCUGAAACGUUGUGACCUCUUCCUGGUUCGAAUGACAAGGAUGUCCGUAAAGCUGAGACCAGCAGGUUUAAGAGAAAUGAAAUUUGAGUAAAAGACUAGGUUUUAAGCACCAAGACAACGGGGAAAGAGCGGGAUAGUGCAGUUCAACUUCUUCAGUCUCCAUUCGCACUGCUCUUCGGAUAAUAAAUGUCUCCAGGGGUUCGCCAACUUACCGUCCUCGGAAAGUUCAAACCUUUCGGUCUAAUCGCCGAAGCUACCGACGAUAAACCUCCAGACGAUAAUGUUGCUGACCCGUACCAGUAUUUUCUAUUCGAUCCUGAGCUCACCGGCCAGCAAUACGAUGCUGAUGGCAAUGAUGGUAACUUCUAUCGGCAGAGAGAGCAUGAGCUCUUCAUCCGAGACAACCGCAUAAUCUGGACAAGCGGUUCUCGCGUGCUCAAGCGGUUUACCUUGUCUUCUGCCAUCAUCAAGGCAUGCUGGAGUCACCUGGGUCGAGGGGCAGAAGCAUUUCUUUGUGUCUUACAAAUUGGUUGUUUAACAAUAUACAACACGUCAGGCGAAGUUGUAUCUGUUCCACUUCCACGUACUGUCAUAUCAAUAUGGCCUCUACCAUUUGGUCUACUUCUUCAGCAAACUGCUGAAAUGAAUCCAUCCUCAUAUGCUCCAUUUUCUUCUGCUAGCCCCACCCUUGGUUCUCGUGAGAUGCUGCGCCAAAGAAAAGAAAUGGGGAAUAUUUCACCACAGAACUUCCAUUCCCCAGUCACACAUGACCUCACUAGCAAAAGAGACAUGUCUUACAUGUCUUCUCAUCUGAUACUAAGAGAUCCUUUAGAGGAGCCUGGGCCAACCUAUAUAGAAGAGAGGGGAAAAAUGAACAUAAUGAAGGACUAUGAUGAGAGAACAAUUUGGACAAGUGACUGUCUUCCUCUUAUGACCUCUUAUAAUAAAGGCAAGCUGCAACAUUCUGUGUGGGCAGCCGAAUUUAUUGAUUCGAACGUUGAAGCUUCUGCUUCGUGUUCAAGCGGCAUUGUUCCGGAUGCUGUUAUCCCAAAGCGAGUAUCUUUUCGCAGAAUAUGGCAAGCCAAAGGUGCUAAGAAAGCUGCGUCUAAGGUCUUUUUGGCAACUGAUGAUGCAAUCCCAGUAAUUUGCUUCCUGAUAUUAGAACAAAAGAAGCUGUUAUCGGUGGGACUUCAAACUGUUGAGAUCAAUAAUGAAAUUCUGUUUGACGUUAAGCCUGAUACAAGCUGGAGUGUCUCUGCAAUUGCUGCUGCACCUGUUGUUGUGACGCGUUCUCAAGUGAAAAUUGGACUGCUUCCACAUUUGGAUAUCAUUGUAUUAUCUCCAGAAAAUGAACUCUUUCUUUAUUCAGGAAAACAAUGUCUCUGUAGAUACGCACUGCCUUCUUGGUUGGGCGAAAGUCUCGGUUCUGGUGAUAGAGAGUCUGCAAAGACAGACUUAAAUUCCCGGGACCUGAAGAUUACAGGAUUGUCUGAUGCUGUGUUGGGAUGUAUCAAUCUAUCAGUGAAUCAUUCACAGAUCUUUCGGUGUGCCUUAACUGGUAACCCUUCAUCUUCACUUGCAAAUGAUUGCAUAGCAGCCAUAGCUGCGGGAUUACGAUCCGAUCUCUACAAUUUGUUUCUCUCUCUUCUUUGGGGAGAUGGUUAUUCUGACCAGCAAGGUUCCAGUAUUCAUUUUGAAUGGGAAGCGUUAUGCAACAUUUUUAUGGGGAUCUGUCAAAAACCUACUGUUGUGCAUCCGAAGCAACCCAAAACAUCAUCAGAGUCAUCCUGGGAGUUUUUACUCAGCAGCAAAUUUCAUAUGACCUACUCUACGUUUCAUAGUGGUAUUACUUUAAUUAACCCUUUGGAUCUGGAAGGAAUCGCCCCAUUUGGUUCUAUGGCUGGCAGUGGAGAAAUACCAGGCAACUCAUUUGAGUUAAUGGUCCAGAGUUUAGAUUCUCUUCAUGCAGUGUAUGAGAGCUUGAAGAUGGAUAAUCUGCGGAAACAGGAUUUGCAUCAGUUAGCUGUUUUACUGUGCAAUAUUGCCAAGUUUCUGGGUGAGAAGUGUUACUUAGAUCACUAUAUACGUGAUUUUCCUCGUCUUUCCAAAAUUACUGGGGCAUGCACAGCCCUUUCUUCUAGCAGAAAACCUCCAAAUCUAUUCAGAUGGCUUGAGAACUGUUUGAGACGUGGAUGUUUAUCCACAAAACUUGAUGACCUCCCAGAUUUGAUCCGUAAAGAUGGGUGCUCCAUUGUGAGCUGGGCAAGAAAAAUUGUUUCCUUCUACAGUGUUUUAUUUGGUGAUAAGCCCGUAGGACAGAAACUUUCGUCAGGUGUCCCCUGUAAUAUUGCGCCAGGAUCAUACUCCAGUAACGAGGAACUUGCUAUCCUAGCUAUGGCUGGAGAGAAAUUUGGGCUUCACCAACUGGAUUUGCUACCUUCUGGUGUAUCUCUCCCACUGAGACAUGCACUGGAUAGCUGUCGAGAAUCUCCUCCAGCUGACUGGCCAGCAAUUGCUUAUGUGCUUCUUGGUCGAGAAGAUAUGGCCCUAUCCGUCUUCAGAAAUAUGAGUUCAUCUAAGGAAUUUGAGAUGCAGUCAAAUACGAGUUUGAUAUCGAUGUCCAUACCGUACAUGCUGCAUUUGCAUCCAGUAAUUGUUCCAUCCUCUUUAUCUGAGUCGAUUGGCUUGGAAACCACUAAGAUUGAGGAUACAAAUUCUGUGGAUGGUUCUGUGAUAGAUGGAAUGGAGCAUAUCUUUAACUCCUAUACGCAGUUGCGGUAUGGCCGAGAUCUGCGGCUUAAUGAGGUUCGACGUCUUUUGUGUUCUGCACGACCUGUGGUAAUUCAAACGUCUGCUAACCCUACUAUAUCAGAUCAGGAGCAGCAACAGGACCAGCUUUGGCGCAUAGCACAGAGGACUUCUGUGCUUCCCCUCGGGCGUGGAGCAUUUACAUUAUCAACAAUACACACUCUUUUAACGGAGGCGUUUACUGUUCCAAAGCUUGUUUUAGCUGGUCGGCUGCCUGCCCAACAAAAUGCCAUUGUUAACCUAGAUCCAAACAUAAGGAAUAUCCAAGAACUUAAGACCUGGCCAGAGUUUCAUAAUGCUGUUGCUGCGGGGUUACGACUGGCUCCGCUUCAGGGAAAGGUAUCCAGAACGUGGAUUAGAUACAAUAAACCUGGAGAGCCAAAUGCUGUUCAUGCUGGACUUCUGUUUGGGCUGGGAUUACAGGGAUAUUUGCAUGUGUUAAACCUUAGUGACAUAUACCAAUAUUUCACUCAGGACCAUGAGAGCACCACGGUAGGUUUGAUGCUUGGUCUGGCAGCGUCGUACAGGAGAACAAUGCAACCUGAUAUUGCAAAGGCUCUCUUUUUCCACGUUCCUGCUCGAUAUCAAGUUUCAUAUGCUGAGUUUGAGAUACCAACACUUCUACAGUCUGCAGCUUUGGUCUCCGUUGGCAUUCUAUUUGAAGGAUCAGCACACCUGCAGACGAUGCAAUUACUUUUGGGUGAAAUUGGCCGCAGAAGUGCAGGGGACAAUGUCCUUGAAAGGGAGGGUUAUGCUGUAUCUGCAGGAUUCUCACUUGGUCUUGUUGCUUUGGGCCGUGGAGGUGAUGCGCUCGGUUCCAUGGACUCCUUUGUCAAUCGCUUACUCCAGUAUUUGGGAGCAAAAGAGGAAAGAUCUCUCCUUGCACCAUCAAAUGAAGAUCACCGAAGUGCUGCACAGAUAACAGACGGAAGCACUUCCAAUGUUGAUAUAACUGCACCUGGAGCGAUAAUCGCUCUCGCAUUAAUGUAUCUUAAGACAGAAUCAGAGGUCAUUGUCUCAAAGCUCUCUAUUCCGCAAACACAUUAUGAUUUGGAGUGCGUAAGACCUGAUUUCAUAAUGCUCCGUGUCAUUGCUCGGAACUUGAUAAUGUGGAGCAGGAUCCGUCCUACGUGUGAUUGGAUUCAGUCUCAAGUUCCUGAUGUUGUCAAAAAUAGCAUCAGCCACCUCCAAGAUGACAUGGAUGAUAUGUAUGAGGUGGAUGGUGAAGCCCUUGUGCAGGCAUAUGUCAAUAUAGUGGCCGGGGCCUGCAUUUCACUAGGACUGAGAUUUGCUGGUACAAGGGAUGGAAAUGCUCGUGACUUACUUAACAACUACGCUCUCUAUCUUUUGAAUGAGAUCAAGCCUGUUUCUGUUACACCUGGAAAUGCAUUUCCCAGGGGAAUAUCUAAAUAUGUUGAUCGCGGAACGCUUGAAAUGUGUCUUUAUCUUACCAUUCUUUCCCUUUCAGUGGUCAUGGCGGGAUCAGGAGACUUGCAAGUAUUUCGGCUGUUGAGAUUUCUCCGCAGCCGGAAUUCUGCUGAUGGACAUGCAAACUAUGGUACUCAAAUGGCGGUGAGCUUAGCCACGGGUUUCCUGUUUCUUGGAGGUGGUAUGCGAACAUUUUCAACAAAUAAUGGGUCACUUGCAAUGUUGCUCAUCACUCUCUAUCCACGGUUGCCUUCUGGACCAAAUGACAAUCGGUGUCACCUCCAGGCAUUCAGGCAUUUAUAUGUCCUUGCCACGGAGGCUCGUUGGCUGCAGACUAUUGAUGUUGAUUCCGGUCUGCCUGUAUAUGCACCUCUAGAAGUCACGGUAAAAGAGACGGAACUUUAUUCAGAAACAAGAUUUUGCGAGGUUACCCCGUGCAUUUUGCCAGAGCGUGCUAUUCUAAAGAGAAUUUGUGUCUGUGGUCCCCGAUACUGGCCCCAACAAGUUGAGCUUGUCCCAGAAGAGAAACAUUGGUGGAGCCUUGGGGACAAGAGUGAUCCCUUCAGUUCUGGUGUUAUAUAUGUCAAAAGGAAAGUAGGAGCUUGUUCGUAUGUUGAUGAUCCAGUUGGGUGUCAGUCACUGCUUUCACGAGCAAUGCAUAAGGUUUUUGGUUUAAGAACUCUGGACGAAGAUAAUAUGCUUGCUAAUAGCCACAGAGAACUGGAUUCUGAUAGCGUUGAUCACUUGGUCAGCACUUUCUCAUCGGAUCCAAGCCUAAUAGCCUUUGCACAGUUGUGUUGUGACAAAUCUUGGAAUGACAGAUCUGAUUCUGAUUUCAAGGAGUUCUGUCUGCAAGUGUUGUUUGACUGUAUAAGCAAGGACAGACCAGCUCUUUUGCAGGUUUAUUUAUCUUUAUAUACAACCAUUGGUUGUAUGGCUGAGCUGCUUGUCAAAAGCGAUAGUAAUGUUUGUGAUUCACUAUCCAUCUCAAGCCUCAAGGUUGCUCUUGCCUACAACGAGGCGGUAUCAAAUGGAAGAUUGGCCUCUUCAGGUGGUUUUGUCCAAUCAAUCUUCUUGGCAUCAAUAGGGAAACGGUGUGAAGAGAUUUUGAAUAGCUCAAGGGAGCUGAAGAUGAAGUUGAGAAAUUAUCUGACCUCGGAAGCAUGGCCUGAUGACGAUAACUCAAAGUUGCAGAAAGACACAAUCCUUCUCUCAUGGUAUAUAAAAUGGUUCAGUGUACCGUCUCCAUCGAUCAUCAAAGCAGCAGUGGAAAAGAUCAAGUCCAAGCGCAAGAUGUCAACUUCGGCAAUACCUCUGUUACGAUUGUUGUUACCAAGUACGCAUAUUAUUGCGAUAAGUGAAAUUGAUAGGGUGUUUUUCCCCUCGAAUGAAACAACAAGUGCAUUGUGAAAAAUCAGCAUUUGGUUAUAUUUUAUAGAUUAAUCUUUGAAGCAAAGAGUACCUAACUUUGUUGUGAAACCAGGGUCGAUUUCAAGAUUCCAAAAUCAAUGUGCUAUAUAACAAACGCCAUAUACUGUAAUUCAUAUGGGAAACCACUACUACACGUGACUUGUCAAUCCGAAUUAAAAAAAAAAAAAAAGUAUCUCCAUUUGGUACACAAAUCUCACCGUUAAGACGACUCUUAUCAAACUCCUCAUCGCUGUGUCUCUAUAACCACCAUUACUAUCAAAAUCUUGGUCUCUAAGGACCACCCUUCCCACAUGUCUUUUUGGAGCCUUCUCCUCGUCUUCUGAUUAAUCUUAGUAUUUCAUUACAUAAUCUGCAGCGUUCGAAUCUUCAGAGUAGUGGGAUUCGAAUUCAUCUGAAGAAGACUCAAGUCAGCAGCACAAGUAAUCUUGUCCAUGGUCGACUUUGACAAGAGGGAAGUGGUUCUUGGAACUGAUAUCCAUCAUCAUCUCUUCUUCAUUCACAGUCGCAUAAUAAAUUUAUAAACGUUUUCGUCGUCUGCGGUAUAACGACUAGAAUGAUCAUCAGCUUCAAUCUCUUGAGCUGCUCUUGGAAGCUGGAACAAACUCUCUAAGAAGAGGCAAGAAACGAGACAGUUUUCUCUGGUGCUCUGAGUUAAUGUCUGGUUUGAAUCUAUGAUUUUCGUGAUAAUCUGAUAAGAAAGAAUCCU